This is a messenger RNA of Camponotus floridanus (Florida carpenter ant), 1795 nucleotides long. RefSeq lists its product as uncharacterized. The record is from RefSeq and is a predicted model, not a curated record. NCBI's taxonomy places the organism in Eukaryota, Metazoa, Arthropoda, Insecta, Hymenoptera, Formicidae. Bases 296 to 1705 code for a protein of 469 amino acids. Gene Ontology annotation, biological process: detection of chemical stimulus involved in sensory perception of smell; sensory perception of smell. The transcript has 5 exons. Gene Ontology annotation, cellular component: plasma membrane. Gene Ontology annotation, molecular function: olfactory receptor activity; odorant binding.
AUCUAUUUAUUAAUUUCUUGAAUAUGUCCUACGUAUAUCGUAUUGCAAAUUACGUAUUUACAUACAACUGACAGAAAAUUAACAGAAAAAUUUACCAGAUGUUUCCUGUGUGUUCCCCAUUCUUAAACAGUCAAUGCUAUAUUUCUGAGUAUUAUAAUUAUCGAUCAGACAUGCGUCUCUCUCGGAAAGCACAACCCUAUACGUUCACCAAAGAUUCGCGCACGCGCCCGUUCGAACAUAAUUCCAGUGCAUCACCCAUCAUAGUCAGUGCAUUGUCCGCCUCCGCGAAACAAUCAUGAUAUACUCCGAGCGUAUACCAACAAGCAUCAAAUUUACAUAUAAGAACAAUAACGAUUAUAGUCUUCAAUUGACUCGUUGGUUCUUGACGCCAAUUGCCGCCUGGCCACGAAUAUGUACAUCGACCAUCGAUAGGGUUUCUUUACAGGCACAUAUUCUCUCUUGCUUAUCCCUGAUAACAAUUAUCAUGGUGCCGUGUUUGUUAUACGUAUCAUUAGAGGAGAAAGAUAUUCAGAUUAAGUUAAGUGUUAUGGGUCCGCUGAGUCAUUGGAUCAUGGGUACCAUUAAUUACUGGCUGCUACUUAUGCGCAGCGAGGAUAUUCGCGAAUGCGUGCGACACAUGGAGACGGAUUGGAAGCUUGUUCGAAGGAUCGACGAUCAAGAAGUGAUGCUACGAUACGCCAAGAUUGGUCGUUUCAUAGCCGGAUUUUGUGCGGUGUUUAUGCAGAGCGGAACGUUGCUUUUUGUCGUAGCCAAAGCGAUGACAUCUAUUACUAUUCUCGUGGGCAACGUAACAACAUCGAUGCAUCCGAUGACUUGUCCGAUUUACACCAAAUUUAUAGACACGAGAUUCAGUCCUGCAAAUGAGAUCAUGUUAGCUGUGGAACUAUUAUCGUGUUUUAUAGUGAAUUCGAUUACGGUGGGCGCUUGCAGUCUCGCUGCAGUUUUCGCGAUGCACGCUUACGGUCAACUGAAUAUGCUAUUCUCGUGGUUAAAUAAACUUGUUGCGGAUGAGGAAAACGAAUAUGCUGAUCAGAAAUUGGCUGCUAUUGUGGAGCAUCAUUUAAGAGUGCUAAGUUUUAUAUCGCGUAUGGAAAAUAUUAUGCAAAAUAUUUGCCUCGUGGAAUUGGUGGGAUGUACAAUAAAUAUGUGUUUACUUGCAUAUUACUUUAUUACGAACUGGAAUAUAUUUGAUGCAGGAAAAUUGAUAUCACUUGUCAUUAUAUACCUAUCUAUGGCUUUCAAUAUUUUCGUAUUUUGUUACAUCGGUGAGACUCUCACAGAACAGUGCAAAAAUGUUGGUGAAAAGGCAUAUAUGAUUAAUUGGUAUGAAUUACCACACGAAACGGCUCUUGAUCUUGUUUUGAUAAUAGCACGGUCAAAUAAUGUUAUCAGAUUAACUGCUGGAAAAUUAUUUCAAUUGUCUAUCGCAACUUUCGGUGACCGACGAUAUCCGCGAAUGCGUGCGACAUAUGGAGAUGGAUUGGAAGUUGGUUCGAAGGAUCGACGACCAAGAUAUGAUGCUACGAUACGCCAAGAUUGGUCGUUUCAUCGCUGGAUUUUGUGCGGUGUUUAUGCAGAGCGGGACGUUCCUUUUUGUCAUAGCCAAAGCGAUGACAUCUAUUACUAUUCUCGUGGGCAACGUAACGACAUCGAUGCACCCGAUGACUUGUCCGAUUUACACUAAAUUUAUAGACACAAGAUUCAGUCCUGCAAAUGAGAUCAUGCUAGUUGUGGAGCUAUUAUCGUGUUUUAUUGUGAAUUCAAUUACGGUGGG